Molecule: messenger RNA, 1849 nt
Organism: Nelumbo nucifera (sacred lotus)
Lineage: Eukaryota; Viridiplantae; Streptophyta; Magnoliopsida; Proteales; Nelumbonaceae
Product: equilibrative nucleotide transporter 8-like
Biological process (GO): nucleoside transmembrane transport
Cellular component (GO): plasma membrane
Molecular function (GO): nucleoside transmembrane transporter activity
Source: RefSeq, a predicted model, not a curated record
AGUAGAGUGGAGACUGGAGGGAGACCCAUCGAUUCCAAUCUCCAAUCUAUCAAAAAUCAGUGACCCAAGUGCUAAACCAUCAUUAGUACGUGAUGUUUGAUUGCUCUGUGCCAUUAACAAUAUCUCACUGGGUCUAUAAAUUAGUGAACUCUGUUAGAGAGCCCCCACCCAUGUGAAAUGGAAGGAGAGAAGGGUCUUCUCGAUCACACUGAACCAAGAGACACCUACAACAUUUCUUACAUCAUUCAUUUCUUCCUUGGCGCUGGAAAUUUGAUUCCAUGGAAUGCUUUAAUCACAGCUGUGGAUUACUUUGGUUAUCUUUAUCCAUCCAAGCAUGUUGACAAGGUGUUCUCUGUGGUUUAUAUGGCUUCUUCACUGCCAGUUCUGGUCUUGAUGAUGAGUUGGGGGAGCUGGAUCAAGAGGCCAAGUUUUAGAUUGAGGAUGAACUUGGGAUUCUCUAUGUUUGUUCUCUCUCUUAUGCUGGUUCCUGUGAUGGACAAGGCAUGUUGCAAUCACGGGCCACAGAAAAGGCCUCAUGGAGCCUAUGGUGCGACUGUUGCAACAGUAGCAGUCUGUGGUUUAGCCGAUGGAUUGAUAGGAGGAAGCUUGAUAGGAUCCAGCGGAGAGCUGCCCAAACGGUAUAUGCAGGCAGUGUUUGCAGGAACCGCUUCUUCAGGUGUUCUGGUUUCCAUCUUGAGAAUCAUAACAAAGGCAUCUCUUCCCAAGACCCCACAGGGUCUACGAGCAAGCACCCACCUUUAUUUUGUUGUCAGCACUCUUAUUGUGCUCGGUUGUAUUGUCUGCAGUAACAUCUUAGAGAGGUUGCCAGUUGUGCAAACACACCGGCACAAGAGAAAAGUGGCUCCUGGAUCUGAGGCUCCUGAUUUUCCAGACAAUCUGCAGGGCACCACAAGAAGGCUUUGUUCUGUAAAUGAGUCCAGUGAACAACCAAAAUUUUGGGACGUUGCGAAACAAAUUCGAUGGUUGGCAUUUGGUAUUCUUAUGAUUUACAUUGUGACACUCUCUAUUUUUCCAGGAUAUAUAUCUGAAAAUGUGCAAUCCAAGUUGCUUCAAGAUUGGUAUCCCAUAUUGUUGAUCACAAUGUACAAUAUUUCAGAUUUAGUAGGGAAGUCCUUGACUGCAGUUUAUGUUCCAAAGAGUACUGGGAAGUCGACAUGGGCUUGCAUUGCUAGGAUUUUGUUCUAUCCGCUAUUUGCAGCUUGCCUCCAUGGACCCAAGUGGUUGAGAACUGAGGUCCCAGUUAUAUUUCUGACUGGCAUGCUUGGAUUGACAAAUGGUUACCUGACUAGUGUCCUCAUGAUGCUUGCUCCAAAGACAGUACCUGUUGCACAAGCAGAAACGGCUGGAGUUGUGAUGGCAUUGUUCUUGGAAAUUGGAUUAGUAGGAGGUUCUGUUCUUGGGUGGUUCUGGAUAAUUUAAAUGUGCUGAUGCAUAUGGCCCUACUCCUUGACGGGAAUAAGUGUGGCCAUGUGAGCCAAUCAUUUAUUACUUUAUUAGUCCCGACCUUCCUAGCUCCAAAUUUAAAGAGGAAAUCAGAAGGAUUCAACAGAAAAUAAUAACAACGCAGAAGCCAGAACAAUUUAGUCAGAGAAAAUAUAUUUUUCAUGGUCUUUAAGAAGCACCCAAACUGCAAUUUAGUUAUUUGCUUGUUUUCUAUAUCUAAUCUUUCUUUGGAUGGAACUGAUUUAUCCUUGUAUUCUUGUCAGAGUUCUCAGAAAUUAGCCAAAACUGAGAAUGCAACAAGUUUUGACAUAAAAUAAUCUUAAAAAGUUAAUGUUUCUGUUUCUCCAAUGUAUAAGGUGGAACAUGAACAAGGUCCGACAAAUGA